AUGCGCGUGCUUUAUACCGUUUUAAUUGUCACGACGAUGCUUCUCUCAGCUGCGAAUGCUGCACCUAUGACCACGAGCUCCGACAAGACUUCGCUUAAGAAAAUCAAAGGUGAUGACGCAGUUGAUGUGGACGGACAACGCCUUCUAAGAAGCAACAAGUCGGCCAACAAAAGCAUGGACCCGAGUGAUGAGGAGAGAGAUGGAUUCCAUUGUAGAGGAGGUUGA
Messenger RNA from Phytophthora infestans T30-4, 225 nucleotides. Its product is annotated as secreted RxLR effector peptide protein, putative. The transcript has a single exon. Lineage: Eukaryota; Oomycota; Peronosporomycetes; Peronosporales; Peronosporaceae. Bases 1 to 225 code for a protein of 74 amino acids. The record is from RefSeq and is a predicted model, not a curated record.